Castor canadensis (American beaver) is the source of this 1763-nucleotide messenger RNA. The record is from RefSeq and is a predicted model, not a curated record. NCBI's taxonomy places the organism in Eukaryota, Metazoa, Chordata, Mammalia, Rodentia, Castoridae.
CAGAGGCGCAGAGGGGCUGUCGGAGCCGGCUGUGCUGGCUGGGGUAGCAGGGGCUGCAGGGGCCGCGGCCAUGGGGGGCUUGAAGGACGAGCUUCUUAAGGCCAUCUGGCACGCCUUCACCGCGCUCGACGUGGACCACAGCGGCAAGGUGUCCAAGUCCCAGCUCAAGGUCCUCUCCCACAACCUGUGUACUGUGCUGAAGGUUCCACACGACCCUGUUGCCCUGGAAGAGCACUUCAGGGAUGAUGAUGAAGGGCCUGUCUCCAACCAGGGCUACAUGCCAUAUUUAAACAAGUUCAUUUUGGAAAAGGUCCAAGACAACUUUGACAAGAUUGAAUUCAAUAGGAUGUGUUGGACCCUUUGUGUCAAAAAAAACCUCACAAAGAGUCCACUGCUCAUUACAGAAGAAGAUGCCUUUAAAGUGUGGGUUAUUUUCAACUUUUUGUCUGAGGACAAGUAUCCAUUAAUUAUCGUGCCAGAAGAGAUUGAAUACCUGCUUAAGAAACUUACAGAAGCUAUGGGAGGAGGUUGGCAGCAAGAACAGUUUGAACAUUACAAAAUCAACUUUGAUGACAGUAAAGAUGGCCUGUCUGUGUGGGAACUUAUUGAGCUUAUUGGAAAUGGACAGUUUAGUAAAGGCAUGGAUCGUCAGACGGUAUCUAUGGCAAUUAAUGAAGUCUUUAAUGAGCUUAUAUUAGAUGUGUUGAAACAGGGUUACAUGAUGAAAAAAGGCCAUCGACGGAAAAACUGGACUGAACGCUGGUUUGUACUAAAACCUAACGUAAUUUAUUAUUAUGUGAGUGAGGAUCUGAAAGAUAAGAAGGGAGACAUUCUCUUGGAUGAAAACUGCUGUGUAGAGCCUCUGCCUGACAAAGAUGGAAAGAAAUGCCUUUUUCUAAUAAAAUGUUUCGAUAAGACCUUUGAAAUCAGUGCUUCAGAUAAGAAGAAAAAGCAAGAGUGGAUUCAGGCCAUUCAUUCUACCAUCCAUCUGCUGAAGCUGGGCAGCCCUCCACCACACAAAGAGGCCCGGCAGCGUCGGAAGGAGCUCCGCAAGAAGCUUCUGGCUGAGCAGGAGGAGCUGGAGCGGCAGAUGAAGGAACUGCAGGCUGCCAACGAAAACAAGCAGCAGGAGCUGGAGACUGUGAGGAAGGUGUGUUAGGGUGCAGGGCCACGGGAGCAUUCUCCACCUCAGUGCAGAGCUUUUGGCCUCCAUAGGAGCUUUGGUUACACGAACAUGUGGCUGGUGCCACCUUAGGAGGGGUUUUGGUGGCCUGUCUUCUCAGGAUGUGGGUCCAGAUCGCUUGUGAGACGCUCUGCUUUCCCAGCCCUCAAGUGUGAGAGUUUCAGGCCAGUAAAACAUCUUGUUGACUAGCAAAGUGUAUUUAUAAGAAUGAUGAGCACAUUUGAAUUUUGCCAGAGAAAAAUGGGAAACUUUAUCCUCUGGAGAAUGUCAGGGCUGUUGUGGAGCAUCUGAGGCAGGGGCUGUUGGGUUUUCAGUGCUGUUUACCUCCCAUGUGCAUUUAUAAGUGUCUUGGAAAACCCUUAGUGUGAGGCUUUUGUUGUUUGCUGCUUGGAGUCAAAGUUACAGUCUGGUCAGCUUCUCCUUUCCCCUCAAGGCAAGAGGUGGAAUAGCACAGGGUGUAUAAGAUGGUCAACGUUAACUGAAACCUUGAUCCCCUGCACUGGGUGUCAGUGAGUCCCCAGUGUGCAUGGUCUUUGUUUGUAACACCUCUGAGCUGACCCUGUCUCCUGUGAACCUGAAC